Messenger RNA from Pseudocercospora fijiensis CIRAD86, 1680 nucleotides. RefSeq lists its product as uncharacterized. The transcript is spliced from 2 exons. The record is from RefSeq and is a predicted model, not a curated record. Gene Ontology annotation, molecular function: ATP binding; ATP-dependent protein folding chaperone; ATP hydrolysis activity. Gene Ontology annotation, cellular component: chaperonin-containing T-complex. The coding region runs from base 1 to 1680 and encodes 559 amino acids. Gene Ontology annotation, biological process: protein folding. Lineage: Eukaryota; Fungi; Ascomycota; Dothideomycetes; Mycosphaerellales; Mycosphaerellaceae.
AUGUCGUUCGGCGGGCAGACGCCAACAAUCAUCGUCCUGAAAGAGGGAACGGACCAGUCACAGGGUCGCGGACAGAUCAUCUCAAAUAUCAACGCCUGCUUGGCAGUUCAGUCAACCAUUAAGAGCACAUUAGGUCCCUACGGUGGUGACCUCUUGUUAGUCGACGAGAAUGGCAAGCAGACAAUCACGAACGAUGGCGCAACGGUCAUGAAGCUUCUCGAUAUCGUGCAUCCAGCAGCCCGAAUCCUCACAGAUAUUGCGCGAUCACAAGAUGCAGAAGUCGGAGACGGAACCACCUCAGUCGUGGUUCUGGCAGGAGAACUUCUGAAGGAGAUCAAGGAGCACGUGGAGCAGGGUGUGAGUAGCCAGGUCAUCAUCAAGGGCUUACGGAGAGCCGGCACAAUGGCUGUGAACAAGAUCAAGGAAAUUGCAGUCAGCACGAGCGAGGGCAACCAGCGGGAAACACUCAGAAAACUGGCUGCAACGGCAAUGAGCAGCAAGCUCAUCCACCGCAAUUCUGACUUCUUCACCAAGAUGGUCGUUGAUGCCGUUCUCUCUCUUGACCAGGACGACCUGAACGAGAAGCUCAUUGGCAUCAAGAAGAUUACCGGUGGUGCACUGCAAGAUUCGCUGUUCGUAAACGGCGUUGCUUUCAAGAAGACCUUCUCAUAUGCCGGAUUCGAGCAACAACCGAAAUCUUUCAAGAACCCAAAGAUCGUGUGCUUGAACGUCGAGCUGGAAUUGAAGAGCGAGAAGGACAAUGCAGAAGUGCGUGUGGAGCAGGUAUCGGAAUAUCAGGCCAUCGUGGAUGCGGAAUGGAAGAUCAUCUACGAUAAGAUGGAGGCGCUUUACAAGACUGGCGCAAAGGUGGUUCUCUCGAAACUUCCAAUUGGCGAUCUUGCAACACAGUACUUUGCCGACCGAGACGUUUUCUGCGCUGGUCGCGUUUCAUCAGACGACCUCGAGCGCGUGUGCCAAGCGACAGGCGCCAGCGUUCAAUCCACCUGCUCCGACCUCCAGCCACAUCACCUUGGUACCUGCGAGAUCUUCGAGGAGCGUCAAACAGGAAGUGAGCGGUUCAACUUCUUCGAAGGCUGUCCAGGUGCCAAGACUUGCACACUUGUGCUUCGUGGCGGUGCUGAGCAGUUCAUCGCGGAAGUCGAGCGAAGUCUUCACGAUGCAAUUAUGAUUGUGAAGCGUGCAAUCAAGAAUCAGACGAUCGUGGCCGGUGGUGGCGCAUGUGAGAUGGAGGUCUCAGCAUACCUGCACGGCUUCGCGGAUAAGAAUGUGCCGCACAAGCAGCAGAGUAUCAUCAAGUCGUUUGCUAAGGCAUUGGAGGUCAUCCCGAGACAACUAUGCGAUAACGCUGGAUUCGACGCUACGGAUAUCCUCAACAGACUGCGGGUAGAGCACCGGAAAGGCAACACUUGGGCAGGUGUCGACUUCGAUCAUGAGGGCAUUCGGGACAACCUGGAGGCUUUCGUGUGGGAACCAGCACUUGUUAAGAUCAACGCCAUUCAAGCUGCCAUCGAAGCUAGCUGCUUGAUUCUGAGUGUAGACGAGACGAUCAAAAACCAGGAAUCACAGCAGCCCCAAGCGCCAGCGAGAGGCCUGCCGCCCGGAGCAGCACAGCGAGCGAUGCGAGGCAGAGGCCGUGGCAUGCCAAUGCGUGGAAGAUAA